Molecule: messenger RNA, 290 nt
Organism: Racocetra persica
Lineage: Eukaryota; Fungi; Glomeromycota; Glomeromycetes; Diversisporales; Gigasporaceae
Source: the annotation of a GenBank genome assembly
GGAGCAUUGAGAUCAAAGAAAUAUGCAAUAUUCAAUGUAAAGAUCAAAAAAAUUAUGUAGAGUCUAAUAUGAAGGCAAUGUUGAGAUCAAAGAAAGUAUAUGACACUCAAUGUAAAGGCAGAGUUGAGAUCAAGAAAAUACAUGAACCCAAUCUGAAGAGACAUGUUGAGAUCAAAGAAAUAUGUUGCACCCACCAUAAAGACAGUGUUAAAAUCAAAGUAUGUGGAACCCAAUGUGAAGACAGUGUUGAGGUAAAAGAAGAAUGUAGAACCAAUAUGAAAAAACAUUGA